GCUCACCUGCCUGCAGAGCAGAGUCCAGCGCCUGAAGGUCCCCGAAGCUGCUCCUCAUCCUCAUCCUCAUCCUCACGCGAGUGGACGAUGUCCGGGGAAAGACGCUUCGUGUUCAGUGCCCGAGUGAUCGGAGCCGUCCACAGGGACUCACCCAAGCUGAGGGUGUUCAUGAUAUCGGUGUUGUGGUCCGACAAGGCUGAAGUUAUUGUCUACAGGUCCUUCAGCGAUUUCAAGAAACUUCACAAGCAGCUGAAAAAGAGAUUUCAACCCGUGAACACUUUAAAGAAAAACGAAAGAGUGAUCCCCAAAUUUAGAGGCCAGGCCAGGAGGAACAGCCUCCAGCAGAAAGCAUCACAGCGAUGCGUCCAGCGCAUGAAGUUCCUGGAGACCUACUGCCACAAGCUGCUGAAGUGCGACCACGCGGUGACUCAGAGCUCCGAGGCGACUCACUUCUUCUUGCCCAACGACCACGACCUGCAGGCCGACUUCACCAAGAACAGCAUCGUGAUGCUGCUGUCUGACGAUGUGCCCGAUGGCGCCGCUGUGAGGCGUCAGCACGCCGCCAGCGUCACUCACCCGUUUGUCAGCCAGACUCACCGCUGCGUGGCUGCUUACGAGACAAAGGACACCAACAACCGGCCCUUUAAGGUGGCUGUGGACCAGGAGCUGGAGGUGCUGAUCAAAGACCCGGCAGGCUGGUGGCUGGUGGAGGACGAGGACAAACACCUGGCCUGGUUUCCUGCUCCCUACCUGGAGUUGUGGGACCAAGAGGGCGGCGGCGAUGAUGAUGAUGGUGACGAUGGUGACGAUGAUGUAUUCCCACUCGCAGGUGCCCUGUACUGUGCCGUGAGGAGUUACUCCACCAAGGAGGAGGACGAGGUGUCCGUGCCCAUUGGCUGCGUGGUGGAAGUGCUGAGGAAGACCGAUGACGGCUGGUGGUUCAUCAGCUUCAAUGGGAAGGCAGGUUACAUCCCUUCCAUGCACCUGCAACCCUACAACAACCCGCGGGCCGGCCUGUACAGCCUGCAGAGAAAGCUGCACGGUUCCACUCUGAACCUGGCGACCAGCAGGGAUCUUCGGCCUCCUCGUCCAGCAAGCGUCCACCCGCGGCCGUAUUCUGCCGGCCAGCCGGGGAGAGGGCCCAGCGAGCCAGGUCCCCUCAGAAAGGCCCGAUCCCUGGACAUCCUGUCCGAGGCCCAGUCGCAAUCCAUAACAGUGAGAGACGACUCCACCUCAGACGGCCGUGCACGCUGCAUGAGCAGCACCGUCACCGACACCAGCUUCUCAAACAGCCCAUCGUCCUCACGUUCAAGAGACAAGGACCCGCGUGAGAGUCCCACCGGCGGCCCUGCAGCCUCCCUGCAGCCCGGUGACGGGGGGAGCAGCGGCCCCAUUAGCGUCCUCUCGGGCCGCCGUGGCUCCAGCACCAGCUCCAGCUCCGACAGGUCCAGCACCAGCUCCGACAGGUCCAGCACCAGCUCCGACAGGUCCAGCACCAGCUCCGACAGGUCCAGCACCAGCUCCUACAGCUCCGGGUCUGCGAGCUCCAGCGGAGGUGAGACGCCCUCAGCGGCUCCCAGGGUUCCCCCCAGACCCAAGACCGAGGAGAUCCUGACCCGGUGCAGCACCAUGACCCGCAGGGCCGCCAUGGCCUCCAGGAGCCGGCUUCAGAUCCAGCCGGAGUCCAUCUACAGCCGCUAGCGAAUCGCUCGCCUUCUUUUUACGAGCUCUUAAGGGAACACCUGUUUAACCCGUUGCCAGGUGUGUUUGAUGCAGCAUUGUUGGAUCUUAAUUAGUUUUGUUGCACCAGAGACAAAAUGAACACAUGUGAAACUGUAUCAUCACGUAGCGUCAGAAGGAGCAGGAAACAACAUGAACUAGUCGUGUAAAAGAAAUGUGUGGAUUGUUGGCGUUAAUGAGGAAGUAGAGGUUUUUAUACCAACUGUUUUAUGUAUCUUUCUUUAUCACUCAUCACAAUUUUUUUUUAUACUGCUUUGGUGUUCGAAUGUAAUUAAUCACUGAGUUCUUGUUCACUUUUAUCAUUCACAGGAGUUAUUCUAACCAUAAUUUGAUUAUGACCUUCACUUUUCAUUUCAAUUGUAUAGUUAUUUACACUCAUGUGCAGUGGGUGCUACAUCAUAACCUGGUCACAAGUUCAAAUAUGUCAAUAAAAUCUAAUGUGCUCUUCAGUAA
Gasterosteus aculeatus aculeatus (three-spined stickleback) is the source of this 2193-nucleotide messenger RNA. Its product is annotated as NADPH oxidase organizer 1. Gene Ontology annotation, cellular component: cytoplasm. The record is from RefSeq and is a predicted model, not a curated record. Gene Ontology annotation, biological process: superoxide anion generation. NCBI's taxonomy places the organism in Eukaryota, Metazoa, Chordata, Actinopteri, Perciformes, Gasterosteidae. Gene Ontology annotation, molecular function: phosphatidylinositol binding; superoxide-generating NADPH oxidase activator activity; protein binding.